ACGACGUGUUGACGCAGCUUUGGCUGUGCUUCCCUGACAGUAGCUAAUAUUCUUGUAAUUAUUUUUUCAAGACUUUAUUUUAUCGCAGUGCGAAUGACAGUCCGUGAGGGACAGAGACACCUUUCAUGUAGUGUAAACCGUCGAGGAAUCGAUUCCAUGGAAGUCGUGGACAGCCCGCUCAAUCUCGCUCAUCAGCAGUGCAGGAAGGCAGACCGUUUGCUAGUGGCUGGAAAGUAUGAAGAAGCCAUUUCCUGCCAUGGAAAAGCAGCAGAUCUUUUGACAGAUGCAAUGAAGACAACAGAGUGUGAGCAGGCUCGCCUGUCCAUGGAGCUGCAGAGGGACAGUCAUAUCAAACAGCAGCGACUGAUCCAGGAGCGCUGGAAAAGAGAGGCUCGUCGUGAGGCAACAAAGGCCCGACCUGGCCAGGUGCAGCCCUCCAGUGGUACAGGCCUCCUCACCCAGACCCAGUCCACAGGCCAGCUUCAGCCCCAUGGUUCACCAGGCCUCUCAGCUGCAGAGGGUAUAGGAACCAGGGAGAGAGAGUACGACACCUUGCUCUACCAGCUUCAGACUCGGCAGACUGGAGGCUGCCAGCCUUUGACGCCACCGUGCCCUGGAUCUAAGACCACCAAAGACGACAAAACUCGCCUGGAAGAACAACAGACCACCAUCGAUGACCUGCGGCGCCUGGUCGACCACCUGAUGGAUGAAAACCAGCGGCUAACGGCUGAGAACGAACGGCUACAAUCAGAAAAUGCCCGGCUGCGCUCUGAGGCGGCUGAGGCGGCAGACUUCGUGGAACGUUCGGAGCUCUGGGUGCUCCCACAAGCAGGUGGCGCAAUGGGAACAGGGGGUGGGCAGGAGAGGAAAAGCACAGGAAAGGGGAAGGAGAUCGCAAUCCCUCAGCUGCCGCCGCUGGAGAUGCCAGCUCAGGAGGAUCUGUGUCUGGAUGACCUGCCUCCUCUGGAGUUGCCAGAGGACAUCCAGAAUGAACUACAGGAGCUACUGGACAGGGAUAAACUGUGAUAAGAGACAUGUCUCACACAUGCGUGUGCACACACACACACACACACACACACACACACACACACACACACACACACAAGCACAAGGGUUCAACCAAUAUGGCUUUUGGAUGCCAAAAUGUUUGACAUCUUAAACCCACAGGCUCUGUGUGAUCAGACCUCUGCUCAAGUUAAAGGUGGACAGAGAUAUCAUUGAAAUUCCAGGAGCCCCACAAACUCUCUGCACUCAACAGAUGAUAAAUGAUAAUCAGGCAGAUGAAGUGAUACCCUUACCACUAAUACAAUGCAAUCAAAGUCAGAAAUAAAGGAAUAGUUCACCCACAAUGUCAGUUGGAACAUUGGUGAGAUUGUGUGUCACACUGAAGUAUGAGAAGAUGGAUGUUAAGUUGUUAUUUCUGUUCUGUUUUGUUUGAUGAGACACAACAUAUUUUAUUGUGUCUAGAUAUAGCCAUUAAAUAACUCUGAACAACUUAACCUGGGCUCAGACUGCAGGAGUUUGUGCGCAAUGCACCCUGAUUUCAAAAUCGUUUAGGAUUUUAAAACUCAUGUAGUUUGACAGUGGUUUUAGGCCCCGAUCACACUGAAAUCAUUUUAGCAGCUGGAGGUGGUUUUAUGUAAGUGUUUUUAAUGAGAAAGAAGCUUUUUGCUAGCUGUAUUUUGCAUUGCUACACAGCUCGCAUUUCUGCGCUCUAGGCGCCUGGUGUUUUUGCCUGAGCACUCUGACCUCCUGGAGUUGAAAAAAUUUCAACUUAGAGCAAAAAAGCGCCCCAUUUCAAUCUUUGCAUUGUCCAGUAGGAUGACUGGAGAGGCGGGCCUUCUGUGGUGGUCAUGACAACAAGUUUACAGUUGGUUAACAGUGGAGGAGAAACUGGUGGUAGUGGUUGCUGGAUACCGAGAGCUAUACGACUUUACAAACCAGUUACCACCAUCUCAAUAGGAAACAGCAGGCGUGGAAGCAUAUAAAAGUGCAGUACUGAAAUAGCCAUCAUGGAGGUGAAACUCCUUGACCAACUGGUGGUGCUCAGUCAUUCUGCAGGAUCACCGAACUCCCUGUAGUUAGUAUUCAUUUUUGUUAUGCUAGGCCUGACGAUAGCAGGUUGUCAACCCACCCCCAAGUCAUCCUAAGACAUGCCUGGAAAUAGCCAUCAUCAAGGUGUAACUCUUGGACCAACUAGUUGUACUCCCCAUGAUCCACCGUCUUUUUUAGGGUCUCAUGUAUCCACACAGACCUCUGUUUACCUGUGCCUAACAAACUAUUUGCUGACAGUCUCUUACCCUCAACCAGAGCCAGAGCAAGUACCCUCUGCCUGUCCAUUUUGGGAACUUGAUACUAAUUCCUGUGAAAUAAAUAAAAAUAAUAAUAAAAAUAAAUGGCAAAUUGAUUACACAGGAAGGUUAUGGUAAGGUGGUGAUGGGGUGGUUGCCUGGCAACAAUAAAGAGGCGCAGCAGGGUUUUUUCUACUAGUGGCAUUCAAUUUACACAAAAAAGGCAACCUGUAAAACACUUUGUGUGUGACUGGGGCCCUAGGCAGCAUCAUUUCAGUGAUCUGAAGCUAAAUUAGAGGGCUUUUUUAUUUAUAUUAUAUAUUGGUAAGUCGUAUUUUUUCUGUCUGCAAAUCUCAGCACAGUAGCCAACAUCCCUUUAAAAGCUGCUGGGAAUAUUGUAUUAAGCAUAAAGUGUGUGUGUGCGUGUGUGCUUGGGUGCGUGCGUGUGUGUGUGUGUGCGUGCGUGUCUGUGUGUAUGAUAGAUCUGAGUGGUAAAAACAGUGGAGGAAGACAAGCACAUGUAGGCCAAUGACUGAUUAAUGUAUUAUGAUAAUAAGUUGACUAUUUAAUUCAGUAAACAUUAAAUAAACAACAAUAUUACAUUGUUUUAUGAGUUCAUUGGUUAUAAUUUGUAAUUUGGUGUGAUUUUAUACUACCUUUUUUUAACUUCUGGAACCUGAAAAUUCUGUUGAGGGAUGAACAAAAUACUGUCAGUGUGACGUCUUAAAGCAAAUCGUUGCCUGAAACCUUAUGAAUGAGUACAACUGAACUUUCCUUUUUUUGUCUUAAAUUUUCCUUUGUUUAAUAUAGUGUUUUGUUUUAGAUAAUCAUGUAAUCAUAGACUUUUGGUCCCCCUUCCGGUCUUACAACACAUCUAUGCUACACAUGCUGUUUGGAAUACAUUUUGCGGUUAUUUUGUGUUCCCAGCAGCCUCAGUCAGAGAAGUUGGAGAAUGUAGCUACCAGCACACUCACCUGAUGUUACACUGACUGGAUAUCAACUGUGUGGAUGAACUGCUCUUGUUAAGGGCAUCACUGGAAAUGCUUAUUCUGAUCACCUUUUAACAGUGUCAGAGUUAUUGGUCUAACCCUACACCACACACACACACAUACACAUCAGGAUCAUGUGCCGUGAGAAUCACAGAAAAGCAUAUUGCUGUUGUUGAGGAAAAACUACAUGGCUGCAUUUUUAUCUUUUUUAUUUUCUCUUAGCAUACUUGAAUUAAAGGCUUCAAUGAUCA
This is a messenger RNA of Epinephelus fuscoguttatus (brown-marbled grouper), 3531 nucleotides long. RefSeq names its product nuclear receptor binding factor 2b (gene nrbf2b). The transcript is spliced from 4 exons. NCBI's taxonomy places the organism in Eukaryota, Metazoa, Chordata, Actinopteri, Perciformes, Serranidae. Gene Ontology annotation, biological process: autophagy. The record is from RefSeq and is a predicted model, not a curated record. The coding region runs from base 94 to 1026 and encodes 310 amino acids.